GAUAAUAAACCAUUCGUACAAGACCAUCUUUUAAAUUCCAAUAAAACUAAUUAAUAUUUAUUUAAUAAAUUAAUAUUAAAUUAAGUGUCUGUUUUAUGUUCUCAAGAAGAUUAGACUGAAUUUAUUUUAUUGUUCAUAAUGGAUUUUACAAAAUAUUUACGAAAUUCAAAAACGUUUUUUAUUGCUGAAAUUGGACAAAAUCAUCAAGGCUGCUUAGAAACAGCAAAAAAGCUAAUAAAAACAGCAAAGGACUGUGGAGCAGACUGUGCGAAGUUUCAGAAAACAGCAUUAAAGGAGAAAUUUAAUCGUGGUGCUUUACGUAGACCAUACAGCUCCCCACAUUCAUUUGGAACAACUUAUGGAGAACAUAAAGAGUUUUUGGAAUUUAGCGAAGAACAAUUUAAAGAGUUACAAGCAUUCGCAAAAUCAAUUGAUAUUUUAUUGAGUGCAUCUGCUAUGGACAUGAAAUCUCUUGAGUUUUUAAUCAGCAGUGAGGUCCCGUUUAUUAAAAUUGGAUCUGGGGAUGCUAAUAAUUUUAUACUGAUUGAAAGAGCUGCACAAAGUGGAUUAUUUUUAAUCAUAUCGACUGGUAUGCAGUCAUUUGAAACAGUCAAGACUAUCUACAACAUUGUAUCGAAAUACCACAAAAACUUUGCUCUAUUGCAUUGUGUAUCAUCAUAUCCUACGCCGGUCGCUGAAAUAAAUCUAAGUGUUAUAGAUUUAUACAAGGAGCACUUUCCAGACGUUUUCAUUGGUUAUUCCGGACAUGAGCUUGGUACUCAUAUAACCGCAGCAGCUGUAGCUUUGGGUGCAAAGAUUAUAGAAAGACACAUUACGUUAGAUAAAACUCAAAAAGGAUCUGACCACAGCUGUUCUUUAAAUCCCACCGAAUUGCAGACCAUAAUCCAUAACAUUAGAGCUAUUGAGUUAGCUAUGGGGGUUCCUAUUAAAAGAUUGCAGGAAUCUGAAAAAAGUUGCUACGAAAAACUUGGCAAGUCUUUAGUAUUUACCAAAAAUUUGCAAAAAGGUCAUAAACUGACAUUAGAAGAUUUAAAUGUGAAGGUAGCUGAACCAAAAGGGUUGGAUGGUUGUUUGUUACAUGAUGUGGUUGGAAAAAUAUUAGUUGUAGAUGGCCAUGAAGAUGAACCAGUUUUAUUAAAUGAUUUUGAAAAAAUGCCUAUCAAGUAGUGUUUGCAUUGUGAAAUACAAUCUCCUAGUACUCUA
Molecule: messenger RNA, 1224 nt
Organism: Diabrotica virgifera virgifera (western corn rootworm)
Lineage: Eukaryota; Metazoa; Arthropoda; Insecta; Coleoptera; Chrysomelidae
Gene: NANS
Product: sialic acid synthase
Exons: 4
Coding region: 139-1188 (349 amino acids)
Biological process (GO): carbohydrate biosynthetic process
Molecular function (GO): N-acylneuraminate-9-phosphate synthase activity
Source: RefSeq, a predicted model, not a curated record